Molecule: messenger RNA, 5589 nt
Organism: Diabrotica virgifera virgifera (western corn rootworm)
Lineage: Eukaryota; Metazoa; Arthropoda; Insecta; Coleoptera; Chrysomelidae
Gene: Nup188
Product: nucleoporin Nup188
Exons: 13
Coding region: 245-5467 (1740 amino acids)
Biological process (GO): protein import into nucleus; RNA export from nucleus
Cellular component (GO): nuclear pore inner ring
Molecular function (GO): structural constituent of nuclear pore
Source: RefSeq, a predicted model, not a curated record
UUCAAAAAGAGACAGAUAACUCCAUGCAAAGCGGUUGAAAUUUUGUAACCUUACCUUUAAGUUUUGUAUUUAAGGGUUAGUUUAUGUUUUCAUUUGUGUAUUAUUUAAUUUUUUGAAACGAAUAAAACUUCCAAACUUUUAGUAAUUUAUUCCUGAAAUUGGUGUUAGUUUUUAUGUUCUUUUACAUUUGCUUGUUCAACUCAAAUUAGAUGUUUUAAGUUUAAAAUUUAUAAAAAAUAUAAGGAUGAGCCUCACGAUCUGGAUGAGGGUAUAUCCCAUCAUUGGUCCAAAAGAACAACAUGUAGGGGAACAUGUAGUGAAAGAAGUAAUGGAUAUCUGUAAGAAACAUAUUACAGAUGUUCUACAAAUGUACAGACCCUACACUAGAGAGGCUUUUAUACUCUGGAGAGACACUUGUUAUUGCAAGGAAAUAGUUGAGGAUGAUGAGAUGUGCAAUUUUGUUCAUACUUUGAGUAGAAGAAUGAAUUUGUGUGCAAAUCAGACUUGGGAUACGAUUUGCAACUUUCUAGUAUACGAAUACCAUGGAAAACGAGAUGAAUUGAAGAAUAUAAUUAGGUUUAAUUCAAAACUUGAUAUCUUAAUUGAGCGCAUAUGGGAUUUUUACUCAUUAGAGCGACUGUUUCUGGUAAAAACCUUAAGACAUAUCUUAGAAAAUGCUGAUAAUAAAUUUGAUAGGCACUAUAAAAAGUUUCAAGCAUUUCUAAGUGCUGUUGAUAUGUCUAAAUUGUGGAAGAUGUCUGUCCAAUCAUUUAAAGAACUGACCAAAGAAAUCAGUAAGCAAUCAUGUCAUUUAGUUACAGAAGAUCUUUUGAAGGAAUGGAUUCAUAGAAAUAACAGGGAACAAGUAGAAAUGGUGUUUAUAUUGAUGGAUAUAUUACCUCGUUAUAAAUUGGUGCAAGGAGAUAUCGAAAAAUUCCUUUCUAUUUGUAUCAGACAUUUUUUUGGUAGAGCUCCUUUGUAUCCAGAUUCAUUAAAAAUAUCUAGAAAAGAUGAUUUAUUGGAAAUAAAAAAUGCAGAAAUUGUUUUGGUUUUAGCCCUGUUUGAGAAGGUUUGGAGAACACCAGAACUAUGGAAAAAAUUUGAACCAUCUCUGGAAGAAAUGUUGGAUUUUCUCAAAAGACCAGGAAACGAUGAUAUUGUUUUUUAUACGUGGUCAUUAUUCAAAUUUACUACUAGAGAGAAUACAGAUAGAGAAAAAAGAGGUAUUCUUGUAGAUAUUGAACAAGUUUUAAAGAAAAACGUUUUUAAAUCCCUCUACAAGGUCAUGAAACAUAAGAUGUUUCAGGGAACUAAAGCUGAAAUCCUAAUGGCGGACGCUGUAAACUUUUUACUGAAUCAGAGUAAAGACAUCUAUAGUGAUUAUCAAGCUAUUUACGAACAAGAAGGAAUUCCCGAAAUACUAUCGGUCCUUGUACAAGUAAAAGGAGUAGCGAAUGUUGAAAUAUUUCAAUCAAUUUAUAAAUCUGCGUUGGAUUGUUUCCCAUACAUGUAUGAACCAUUUUUGGAGCUUUCCAAGUCUUUAUUAUCUAGUCCAGAGAAAUGUGCAUCGAUUGUGGUAUUAUUGAAACGUCUUCCUACGUUUCUGACUGAAAACGCUUGGAUCUCCCACGAAAAUAGUUCCACAUUGAAAGAAAAUCUACAAUUAUUCACAGACAGCAAAUUGUUUAUGAUACCUUAUGGUACCCUUAUUGAGAGGUUCAGAUGUAGAGACACUGAUUUGGUACAACUCAAGUACUCUUUUAGUUUCUUCUUACUAUUGGAACAACACAUAAAAUCGUUACAUUCUGCCUGUUUUGGCCUUACACCACCCAGUGUUUUUAAAAAACUCAAAAAGCUUGUUGUGGCAGGGUAUGAGUUCAUACAUCAUUACUUGAAGGAAUAUAAGGGUGACUAUAAAAAAGAUCCUGAACUUAGAACCCUUGUAGCUAGAUUACAUAUAGUUCCUGCUAGAUUUUGUGAAGGAGAGAAGAUGGAUUAUGAACUUAUUUUGCUAUAUUUUUCGAUACACUCAACAUUGGUCAAACAGGGUUUUCUCGAUUUUAUGGAAGCGUUUCCAAUUGACCACAGGAAGAAAUUUAUGCCGGUGGUACCACAUUACAAUAGGGACCACAAGGAUACUUUGUUCUGGCAAAUUUCAUCCAAAAGCUACCUCAUUCAAGCCUUAAAAGAAGAAGAAAUUAAAGAUACGCAUCCAUUAUUGGUGGAGUAUUUGGAGUUCCUCAAUUAUAUUGUUAAAAAUGGUCGAUAUGCCAUGGAGGUACAGUUACCUGGAGUAUGGUUUAUUAUAUAUUCGCCUUACCUGUUUCAUGAACGAUGGAACUACAAGGACCGCAGAGAAAAAGUAACCAUCAGUAGAUUGUGUUGCUCUGUAUUGGUAGAAGUUUUACAAAAACAGCUUAUUACAAAGGAUAGAGAGUCGGAUAUCAUUUUCGACUACGUUUUAGAUAUCUUUUUCACUGACAGUAGCGUUGCAACCCGUUUGUUGAGGAUUAUUACAAAAGAAAGAUCAAAUAUUCAAAACGCAAUGCUUCAAGAAAUCAACUGGAAUGAUGGGCCUGGUGAGGAAUAUUUAGAAUGUCUGAAGCUGCACAUAGUCCUUGCGUUUUUGUUGUACAAACAUAAAUCAGCAGUAGAGCAUAAGAAAAAUUAUUUAGAUGAGAAUGUGGGAGACUUUGCAAAGGCAGUCAUUUCAUACAUUGUUAAUCCCUUCUCUCUACCUUUGAGAUCGUUGUCGUGCAAAUUUUUGGAACUAAUUGCGAAGGAUCCUGCUGUCCCUUUAUUGUCGAUGUUGGGAUUGGACAUGGACCAAGUUCAACGAAUAUUUCUGGAAAGACUUCGAGAUGCGACUGAAGAUGACGGUUUCAAAUGCUUGCUUUUAGAUCUUAUUGGUACCUGCCUUUUUAACCAAGGUGCCAUGACAGCAGCUUUUUUUAACUUUAAAAGAUUUAAGAAAUGGUAUACUGAGAGCAGCGGUGAUGAGAUUACCCUAGGGCCUUGUGUUACGGAUUUUAUGAUAGAAAGUUUGUUAAACUUAAAGAAUUCUAAGGAUCCAAGAGUACUGAAGAGUCCAUUACAAAUAGGUAUACUUCAUAUAAUGGCAAACUUAUGGGUUACCCGCAGCCUGAACUUAGUCACAGAAGCGAUAAAAUUACCACAAUUUUGGCAACUGCUGUGUUAUCCUCUUUUUAAAGAAUUUGUUCAGUCGUUUAGAGUAUAUGGGUACAUUUUUAGAAUUCUCGCAGUCCAGCUUCUACAGUCUCUAACUCGCAGACAAGAACUCCAAUUUCUUCAGUCUCUAGCUCUUACACAAGAACCUGGUACACAAGAAGAGGAACAGAUUGAUGAAGAGGAGAUCCUGAAGAUGCAAGAGCAUAUUGAAGCGGACCAAAAGCUCUUUCAGUGCGUAGAAAGAUUUUUGAAAACUAAACAUCAAAUCCAGAAGUGGACAGACUUUUUCUUUGCCACUUUUAAAAAUUGUUCUAUGAAUUUAGAAGACAUCGAAGAAAGACAUUACUUCUUAAAAUCUUGGAUGGAGUUCUUUGUGGUAUUAGAACGCAAAGAAGAAUUGCCGAAGCUGGACAAAGAGCAUAGACAAGUCUUUCUCUGUAAGAGUUUGGAUGCAGUACAGUAUCCUAUGGUUAACAACUACUGCUUAAAACUAUGGAUGGACCUGUUACUUCUUCAAUUUGCCUUUUGGAAACAAACUGAACUGGAAGAUGUUCCCAUUGUGGCAGGAAAAGCUAUGGAAGUUAUAGGUACAAUAGCUAUGCGUUAUAGAUACGAACACCACACUACGAGGUUAUCCAUUCUCUCAGUCAUCCAAAAAAUGUUAGAAAUACUUCGCAAGCAUUUUGAAGUAUCAUCAGGUGAACUUGAGAGAGUAUUAGAAUUCUUAGGACCUAUUAUAGAGAUCGAAUAUACAGUAGUCCACGAAUAUCGUUGGCAUAACGAAUAUUGGGCAUUUGAUAUCGUAACUAGAGAGCCGCUAUUACCUUGGAUGUUAUGUAUUACCAUUGUGAAUGACAUUUUUCUGUUUAAGAACAUUGACGAAGUAAGUUACUGGUUUUCUUAUGUGGGGAUAAUACCAAAGUAUACAUAUUGUAUAAGCGAAUUCCUAAAGCAUGCCUCUGCUAUACCUCUGGUGAAACUUCUGUUCCAUGGUUUGGCCCUUUAUGCAAGUUCCAAAAUUGGAUUCGAUUUUUUGAAUUUUGAUUUUAAUCGAUUCUUCAUGAAAAUUGAAGUUUAUUUAUAUAGCUUGCUUUAUGGAGAUAGUACAAAGGUUAAUCCACUAGUAGUUGAAGAAGCAUGGUCAAUAACUUCUUCAUUGUUUCAACUAAUCACAGCGUGUUGCAAAAAUAUGCAAGGUUUGGCUAUUUCUAAGAUUUACAUUUUCCUAAACUUGGCCGAGAAACUUUUUGAGUAUGUCUUCGGAAUGGUAGGAACUACGGUGGCUUUGAGAGCUUUAGAUCUUAUUAUCAGCAUGUUAAUGCUAUUUGAUACGUUGCAAAUAAAUUGGAGUGUCGAUUGGUACCGUAAGUCUAAUGGGUCUUACGCAUAUCUGUUGAAUGGUAUUAAGAAGGUUAUUAACGGAUGCCUUUAUGCAAUUUUGAGACCCAAAAAUAUAAUGGUGUAUGUAAUAGAUAUUACGAACCAUGUAUGCAUGUGCGAUCACUUUCCCAUGGAACUCAUGAUCGCUAUUGUAAACAGAUUGAUGACCGCCGUUGGACUAGGAUGCUCAAUUCUCUACCGAGUUAACGCAGGACUAAUUGAUCUUAUGACCGAAACACCUCAAAUCAAAAUCGAAGUAAUGAUCGAAAACGACUUUAGUGUUCCAAAGUUCGAACUUCCAGUAACAAGUAAUCUCACUUACGGUAUGCUAUUAUGUUUAGCACAUUUCAUGUGCAAGACAUUGGAAGCCAUACGUCAGCAGGGUCCCCCAAAAAAUCAAGAGGGAACUGAAGAUACACCUAUAACGUUAUUUACGAGAGUAUAUGGCAUGGUACAACAUGAAGGAUUUUCCGAUAGUUACCCAACCCAGCAGCUGAGUGCGUUUCUGAGAUACGCUAUGUAUGAGUACACAGGACUAGCAGAUCCUUGGACUCUUAAACUCGAUUACAAUCGAGUGAAAACCUCCUUGGAAUCUUUGAUGAUGUUUUUAGGACAACAAAUAUUUUUGACUAUAAAUAUUGCUCCCUUUGAUAACGAAAGUUUCUUCAAAUUCAGAAAGAACCUUCAUUCAGAGUUACAGUUCUUCUACGAACACGUUAAAAAGAUAACUUCUUUGAUAUUGACUGAGUCUAACGCAACACCUGGCCAGUUUGAAAUGGAUGUGCUUAAGAAGUAUUUGUUGUAUUGUAAAGAAACGGGACAAUAUAAUAAAAUCAUUGAUACUAAUUUCUGUAUUGUACUUUCCAAUUGGUUUAUUGGUAUAAGUAAGUUGAAGUGAUAAAUUUCUGUAUGUUAUUAUGUUGUAUAAAAUUGUCAAACCUCAUUGUUUAAUAUUUGACAUUAAUGUGAAUUUUCUUUUUGUAUAAAAUUUGUAAAUAAAUAAAAAUUGUAAACUUUUAA